CGGCUGGUCACUAUGGACCGGGGUGUAUCAAGGCGUGUAUGUGCGGCCUGCGACCCUGCGACCCAAGCACAGGCGUGUGUCUCUGUCCGGCGGGGAACAAGGGACCAAACUGCAAUCAAGCGUGUUCUGAGGGACAGUGGGGACAAAGCUGCUUGAGGAAGUGCGAAUGCCAAAACGGUGCUACGUGCAACUCUGUGACUGGAGAAUGCCACUGUCAGCCAGGAUAUGUGGGCCCUACGUGUGAGGCAACGUGCCCCGCCGGCAGGUAUGGUGUCAACUGUAGUGGAAUAUGUGGGUGCCUCAACGGUGCCUCCUGCGACCACAGGACUGGCCGGUGCCAGUGCCUACCGGGAUUCACGGGUCUUAGCUGCGGUCAGCCCUGUCCCCUGGGACGAUUCGGUCAGGACUGUGUACAAGUAUGUGACUGCAACGACGGUGGUGGGUGUGACAAGGUGACCGGGGAGUGCACAUGUGCGCCGGGGUGGCGAGGGUCUCAGUGCAAACUCAAAUGCGAGGAGGGUCGCUAUGGAGCAGGUUGUGCCAUGAACUGUAGCUGUGCCAAUGGAGGCGAAUGUGACCACAUUUCAGGCGCCUGCAUGUGUCGUCCAGGCAAGCUAACUACUGUACACUGGAAAACACACACACACACACAAUCAAUGUAAUGAUUCAACAUUUAUAUAAAUCAGAUUAUUCUUGCAGGGUGGCGCGGGACAUUCUGCUCCAGGCCGUGCUCAGACAGGUUUUGGAGCAUAGAGUGUCGGUACCAGUGUGACUGUGAUGUUGGCGCGACCUGUGACCCCGCCACGGGAGUGUGCUCGUGUCCGCCUGGCAAACGCGGCCAUCACUGUUCCAACACUUGCCCGGAGGACCGAUGGGGAAGCGACUGUCAACACGUGUGUUUGUGUCAUAAUGGUGGAACGUGUGACCGCGUGUCAAGGGCGUGUGUGUGAACCCCGGGCUACACCGGUGCCACGUGUCAAGAGAGGUGUCCUACGGGAACCUUUGGAAGUGGAUGUCAACAUACCUGUUUGUGUCAGCACGGUACCAACUGUCAGCACGACACCGGGGCGUGUGUGUGUCCCCCCGGGUACACCGGCACACACUGCCAGCGAGAAUGCGGGCCGGAUAGUUACGGUGCAGGGUGUGUCUUCAAGUGCGAGUGUCGGCACGGAGGUGAAUGUGAUCCUGAGAGUGGGGUGUGCAAGUGUGCCCCAGGAUGGCGGGGACCACCGUGCCAGAAAUCCUGUCCUAAAGGGAAGUGGGGAGCGGGAUGUGAACGCGUAUGCGACUGUGAGCAAGAAGCAAGUUGCCAUGCGAUCACAGGCCAGUGCCAGUGUCCUCCAGGCUUCAUUGGUGACAGGUGUCAGUUCAUCUGCGCUCUGGGUCAGUACGGGGAAAGCUGCAGCAAGGAGUGCCGCUGUGGGCCGUCUCAGCCGUGUGACCACGUGAGCGGGGAGUGUUCGUGUCGGCCAGGUCGCGAGGGACAGCAGUGCCACCAGUACUGUGCCGAGGGGCGGUGGGGCGAAGGAUGUCGCCAGCAGUGCAAAUGUGCAGGAUCAUCCCUGUGCGACCCGAUGAGUGGGGAGUGUUUCUGUCCCGCGGGACUCAAGGGCAGGAAGUGCCGCAGGGAAUGUCCGAGGGGCAGGUACGGCGUCGACUGUAAGCAGUGUAAAAAUGGUGGGACGUGUGACCGCGUGACUGGCCAGUGUGAGUGUCGCGACAACUACUAUGGCGCCACCUGCUCCCUCACUUGUCCCUCCGCCACUUACGGGCCAGGAUGUAAUCAGACGUGCGAAUGUGAGCAUGGCGGGGUGUGUGAUGCGACAGGGGCGUGCAACUGCCCAGCAGGGUACAGUGGCACGCUUUGCGAGAUCUCCUGCCAGCCCGGUACUAGGGGCCACCGCUGCAGCUCUCAGUGUCGCUGUAAAAACGACGCUGUCUGCCAUCCAGCUACUGGAGAAUGCCAGUGUGGGCUGGGAUGGACAGGACCAUUCUGCGACCAGGCGUCCGAUCCAGGCAUGUAUGGACCUGACUGCCGCAUGGACUGUGCCUGUCACCACAAUGUUUCUUGCGACCGCUUCUCUGGCUGCUGCGAGUGUGGUCCCGGCAGAUACGGGCGUUAUUGCGAGUUAGUGUCCGGCAGGGUUCUAUGGGGCGUAUUGCACUAGUGUGUGUGACUGCCGCAACGGUGCCACGUGUGACCCUAAGACUGGCCAGUGCCGCUGUCCCCCGGGUUUUAUGGGUGACACUUGUGGAGAAAUGUGUCCACAAGAAAUGCCACUGUGGUCUCUACCCGUGCCACCGGGAAACCGGAGUAUGCCAGUGUCCGCCGGGCAGGACGGGACCAAAUUGUGCCAUGCCAUGUGUGGAGGGCAAAUAUGGUCCCGGUUGUCAGCAAGUGUGUGAAUGUUACCAUGGCGGCAGCUGCCAUCCCGCCACUGGCCACUGUUCUUGUACCCCGGGUUGGCUGGGACCCACCUGCCGCGAGGAGGAUGGUGAGUAUUUCACUCCUUGCUUUGAGAAAAAAUGUAUACUUAUAACGCUAGACAUCCUUCAACGCUAUUAACUAACGUCUAUCUCUUUCCUUCCCACACGCGCAUUCAGGAGAUCGAAUCUCCUACGUGACGACCAGCGACCAGCGUGGCCGAGCAGACAUCCCAGUGGAGCUGAGCUGAUUUGAUAGCGACCAGUCCAAGCGACGCCCAGCAAGGCCACGUGACCACGAACAAUGAUUCUUUUAUUUACUGAUCUCUAAGGAGACACUUACAGGUGUAGUGUCUCCAGGCCGUGUGUGUGUGUGUGUGUGUGUGUGUGUGUAAAAGGUUCAUUUGUUAGGCAAAUGAGACGAGAGAAAAUGGCAGCUAUGAGCCUGAAAUGAAGGAGGGACUACACUAAACUUUUCCAGCUUGUCGGAAUGUAUUUAGGCGUGCAGUCAGUACAUAAAUUCCCUGCUAACUAGGUCGUAUAUUAGAGUGAAGAAAUCAAUUAGGUAAAAGCUACAUCAUAAAUAAAAUCAACAUCCGCCAGGCAUAGAAAGAUAUUUUGACAUGCAACACCGACAUGUCCCUGAGUACUCCAGUCUCCUCUAUGACCUGUGACCAUCAAUAAAUAGGUGAAAUUUGUUUUUGAGCUUCAUAGCCCUACUAGGUGAAGGAACUCAGGAUGCAAGGCCCCAAUCAAGAGAGGAAACGUCCAUACAGAUCAACACAUAAACGCAUUUCCCGUCAGGACGGUACUAACACAAAAGCGAAUAGGUAACUAAUAACUAUUCAUGAUGCAGCCGCUCGUUAACUCUAGCAGGAUAACAGCACACAUUCAUUAUUCUGCUAUGUAUUGUAUACUCAAAUACCUUGUUGUCUGAAUUGUACACCAUCAGCUAUUUAUUAACAAUAAAUCCACAUUUUUUUAUUUGAAAUGAAUAAAAGAAAUUAAAACAG
Molecule: messenger RNA, 3437 nt
Organism: Scylla paramamosain (green mud crab)
Lineage: Eukaryota; Metazoa; Arthropoda; Malacostraca; Decapoda; Portunidae
Exons: 17
Coding region: 778-1449 (223 amino acids)
Source: RefSeq, a predicted model, not a curated record